AGCUCAGUUCGUUGUGAAAUUUCUAGAUGAAUACAGCUCGAACCUGGCGUUCCUCAUGUCGUAGGUGAAUAAGGAGUUGGCGAUAAUUGAAUUAAAUUGAAGAAAUUCGGUGCGAUUAUAUUUUAAUAAAAUGGAUUAUCAACCUUUGAACACGAAAUUCGAACUGCCCAAAAGUCCCGCCUCAACGCUACACAACGAUGAAAGCGAUGAUGAUGUAGAGUAUAUCGGUACUAUACUUCCACCUGGGCGCCAACAGAAAAUAAUCGACACCAAGUGGAGCCCUAAUCAAAAUGCGGACACAAUGGCUUCCUUAUUGGCCACGCCGCCGCUAUCGCCAGAGGAGCCGGACACGCAGCAGACGUAUAUGCCCAUCCUGACAGCCAUGCUGUCACAGAAUGCAUGCCCCAACUCCGAGUUUCUGGUGCAAAUUCCCUGUUAUUUGUGCAACCGGCCAUUCAAUGAUAUCAAUCAACUGCGUGACCACCUGACCAUGCAUGCCAGCCAAUUACUCAUACACCUACGGCAAGGCGCUACAGAUGUACCCAAUCUGUACCCAUUGCCUCCAACCGUUGCCCCUGAGCCAAGCAAUCGUAACGAAUUUGUUGAAGUCGCUCAGCCGCCAUCACAAGAAGAACCACAGCCGCAACAGGUGAAAACGACUCAAUUCGCCUGCGAUAAGUGCGACAAGGUGUACAUCUGCAAAGCAUCGUUGAAGCUGCAUCAGCGACUGCAUCACACACAAUAUCCCAUGCAUAACAAUGGCAGAUGGUGGACCGGAACGUCAUAUAAAUGUCAUAUAUGCCGGAAGAGCUACAAACGCGAAUGCUUCCUCCAGAAGCACAUCCACUACAAGCACGGCCCACAGCAUUGCACAAAUCCGCUGGACGAGGCUGUGGAGACUACGCCGUCUGUAUCAAGUUCCGAAAAGCCGCAACGUUGUGUCUGGAGCACAAAAAUGUUUAAUGCCGUUGCCGCAGCCAACUACAAUCCGGCUACAGAGACAGCGUCCAAAUACUUGCCGCCUGAUACAUCCUCAGCAUCCGAGACGCAAAAUCCUACUACGAAACCGCUUACAAAGCGAAAAUACCCACUGCGUUCUCCCCACUUCAAUCCUAACCUCUGGAUCGACAAUGAUGCCUUUAUUGAAUAGAUGUCUAUGUAUUCAUAAAUUUGUAUACCUCAGUUAAUAUUUAAUUAUCUGUGAAUUACGUAUGUAUAAGGUUAUCUUUUAAAAACAUCCCUAGGCAGCAUAGCUGCCGCCCAUACCUACAUCAGACAUAUGUAUGUGUGUCUUUAUAUAGUAUUAAUAUUAUAAUAUUUAUGAUCAUAAAUAAGCUGAUAAGCUUUCGCACAAUCA
This is a messenger RNA of Drosophila navojoa, 1357 nucleotides long. RefSeq names its product Linking immunity and metabolism (gene Lime). Gene Ontology annotation, molecular function: DNA-binding transcription factor activity, RNA polymerase II-specific; RNA polymerase II cis-regulatory region sequence-specific DNA binding. Lineage: Eukaryota; Metazoa; Arthropoda; Insecta; Diptera; Drosophilidae. The record is from RefSeq and is a predicted model, not a curated record.